Messenger RNA from Volvox carteri f. nagariensis, 240 nucleotides. RefSeq lists its product as uncharacterized. The record is from RefSeq and is a predicted model, not a curated record. The annotation marks the transcript as partial. NCBI's taxonomy places the organism in Eukaryota, Viridiplantae, Chlorophyta, Chlorophyceae, Chlamydomonadales, Volvocaceae. The transcript has a single exon.
UUGGCGCCUUGCUUAACGGUGCUAUUCAACCGCAUAUACGGAGCUGAAUACCCGAGGGAAUUCACGACUAGCACCCUGUCCCCCAUAUUCAAAAAAGGGGGCGAGUCAUGCUGUGACAAUUACCGGGGAAUCGCAGUUGGGGGUCCCCUGUGCAAACUUUAUGCCAAUAUCAUAGGGAGGCGAUUAAAUAAUUACUGUGAGGGCAAUAGGCUACGUGCCGUUAGCCAGGCUGGAUGUAGG